Haliotis rufescens (red abalone) is the source of this 8133-nucleotide messenger RNA. RefSeq names its product sterile alpha motif domain-containing protein 9-like. Lineage: Eukaryota; Metazoa; Mollusca; Gastropoda; Lepetellida; Haliotidae. Gene Ontology annotation, cellular component: cytoplasm. Gene Ontology annotation, molecular function: protein binding. Bases 243 to 6923 code for a protein of 2226 amino acids. The record is from RefSeq and is a predicted model, not a curated record. The transcript is spliced from 7 exons. Gene Ontology annotation, biological process: regulation of apoptotic process.
UAUACCAUCCCUCAUAAUGUGGUGACGCGUUAUCGAGAUAACUUGAAUCCACUUGUGCAACAUCCACAAUGGCGGGACCCACCUGGCCUAGUCUGCAUUUGGCGAUUAUUUGUUUACCAUAAGACUAAUACGGCGUGCGUUUGAUGUAGGCAGUGAAUACAGUUCGGAAGGAAAACAACAUUUUGGAGUUGGACAUGUGUUGGAGUUAAUAGCUAAACCGGUAAAACACAAGACAAACAACCAUGCCUAUGCCAAAAAAUGAGUGGGAGGUGAUUCUCAAAUGCUGGCCUGAGCUUAUUGACCAGUUGGUCAUAACGAACAGAUUCCUGGAUAAGCUCAUUGAAGGAGGUGUUUUACAACCUGAGGACCAGCAACGUAUAAUUGUAGAGCCGGUUGCAAAUGACAAGAUUGAAAAGUUGUUGAAUAUUUUAAAGCACAAAGAUGCAACAUGCCGACCUUACAGCAAAUUGAAAGAAGUAUUACUCGAACAGGACAGCAAGUUUCUCGUUGAUUACUUGGACAAGGCUGCAGCAGAUGUAUCUUUGAAAACUAAUGAUGAACAAAUUUCCUGUGAGGAUUGUGUUGAUACAUCGGAAGGAAACCUAAAGAAAAGGCUUCGAAGUUUGCUUGUGCAGUCAUUUGACAAUAAGACAGGUCUCACCUGUAGUCUGUCUGAAGUGGAGCAUGUUGCGAAGCAGGUAGAGAAUGAUGGCAUCAAAUUCACUUGGAACGUCGACCAACUGAGGAACUUUGUUAUCGAAGUAUUUAUUGGAGUUGAAUACCAGAAAAGGAAAAAGAAGAAAAAUCCAUUCUUUAGAAACAUUGGUCUGAAGGUAGAUCAGGUUUCUGAUGUCAGCACACACAUGGAAGAAGAAGGAAAACCUGACACAGCAAAUUCUGAUGAAACACCAACUGCAGGUGCUGAUGGAACAACAACGAUGAAGGACUACAUUAUGACAAUGUCAGCCAGUCAACUCGGAGAGUUCCUCAGACCAAGACUCAAGGACGUAAACUUGGAAGAAGACAUUGUUGAUAACAUGAUAGCUGAAGACAUUGAUGGCCAGGCAUUUUUGUUGUUAGAAGAAAACCAUUUGAAAGAAUACUUUUCUGAGAUGACGCUUGGCAAACGUCUGAAGUUCAUAGCAAUGAAAAAUCAACUUGAAGUGGAAUCCUUUGUUCAACCAAGAGAGGAUCUUGUAUACAGUAGGACAAGCACACAGGAUGACACUGCCUCAGAAGGAGAGAAGAAUCAAAUGUAUCCAGAUUCAUUCCGCCAAUUUGACACAAGUGUUUGUGUCACUGACCAGUACAUAAGAGGGAGAUUAGUUGAGGUAGACGGUCACUCAAGAGGUAAUAUGAUUGUACCCAGGAGACACUUCAUCUGCCCCCAGGAGGAGGGCACAGAGCUGUGCAGAAAAGUGGCCAGGGAGGUGGUAAUAUUUGCCUCAGCCUGCAUGAAUGACAGAACGAACGGGACACUUCAUGCUGGAAUAAGCCCAUCAACAACCAACAGUGGACAAAAGGGAGAAAUCAUUGGACUUCAGAUCGACAGAGGCCAGUGUGAGAGACUGGUGCAACAAUACAUAAACGAGUCAUUUUAUGAGGAACAACUUGAUGUUGCUGAGCGGGCAAUCAGUGAUAUCAAGUUCAUACAAGUCACUGAUCAAGAAACAUCACCCAAGAAAGUAAAAAAACUGUAUGUCGUAGAAGUUGAUGUUAUACCUAGUGCUGUCCUCAUUGGAAACAAUGCUUUCUUUGUAAAAACUAAAUUACUUGGAGGACGGAGAAAGAAAAGAAAGCAAGACUUGUAUCGAUUCAUUUCAGGAGAACUUCAACCACAGACAGAAGACAGCAUGAUCUCGUUUAUGAACAAAAAGCAAAAUCUAACAGAGCUUAGACGUGAACAAGAAACUAAACCACCAACUCAACCAGCAGUAAACCUUAGACAGAAAUUACUGGAUCUGGUUACAGGUGGGAGUGAUACAAUAGAGGAUGAUAUCUAUCCGGUGUUAUUUACAAGCCCUCUAGAUAAAUAUAUGGAUCAAGAGUUUAUGAAAGAAAACCUCACCUUCAUACAACAUUUUGAUACCAGUGCAGUAUUUGAUUUUGACCCAGAGAGUAGUGAUGAUGGUCUUUAUAAGUUCUUGGAUGAGGAGGAGAAUCAGUGUUAUGCAGUGCUGACUACUGACAAUUUCAAGCAACGAGAUAAGAAAACGCACAAAGAAGCCACUUCUGCUCAUAAGGCUUGGAUCUUCAAUAAUGGCUAUAGUGGCCUUCAUAAGCCAGGACUUCAGCCAUUUGACUGGAAGCAGGAAAGGAGUGCAGGCUUUAAAGAAGCUCUGCAUUUUUAUCAUCAAAACAUUCCACUGGACAGAGGCCUAGCCAUCAUUUUCCUUUUUUCAAAGAACUAUGAAGUACUGCUAGAAGCAGCAGAAGAGAUUCUCUUGAAGUUUAAAGAUCAUUGGAUGGUUAUUGCUGAGAAUGAAGCUAUUGCUCAUCUCUGGAACUCUGAGAUGACAAGACGGAAUGUUUUGAAGAAAGAUUCUUUGGAAAAACGCUGUGUCAUUGGUAUGCCUUGGUCACACAUCAAUCAGACAUUCAUGGACAUCUUUCAAACACAGAAGGUUCCAUCAUGCUACUUGCCAUUAUCAACUGGUGCAUUCACAGAACUUUCUGAAAGAGAGAGAAACAACUUGUGUGGCCUGGAGAUUCUCAGCAGUAGAGAAUGUGAUGUCAUUGAGGACAUCAAUGACAAAGAUAAACUGGAAUCUAUCAGGAGAAGGGUUGAAGAGAAGUUCUUUAGAGGAGGAACAGCUGAGUGGUGGAAUUUUUGGUUUGGGGAGGAUCAUGUUAAAAAACGACAGCAGCAUGCUAAUCUGAUUCAAGAGGUAGAAAAAGCCCUGAAAACUCCUAAAGCAGACGAGGUUAUCCUUGUGACAUUGUUACAUCAACCUGGAGCUGGUGGUACAACAACAUCAAGGCAAGUCCUGUGGGAUCUCAGGCAACAAUACAAAUGCUUUGUUGUACAGAGAAUUACUGAUGAGACGGCAGAACAAAUUGCAUCUUUGAGAAAAUUUGGAGAAGCUUCAAAUCCUAAACCACCACUGAUUCUAAUAGACAAUUAUGACGAGGAAAGUGUUGACCGUCUUCUGGCAGAACUUGAAGAUAUAGCACGCCUCAGUGCCAGGAGAAAUGAGGAAUGUACAAAUGUAUUCUGUGUUUUACUUCAUUGUGUGAGAAGAGCUAAUUUACCACAGUCUCAUGAAGGGAAGCAAAUCCAUCUACGCCAUGAUCUGUCACCACAAGAAUUGUCCUGGUUUGGCAAAAAAUAUGAUGACCUUCAGCGUAUGUGUGAUGAACACAAAGGUGUAGAUCCUAAACUGCUAAUCUCAUUCAACAUGCUGAAAACAAACUUUUCUGAAGACUAUGUGAAAAGAACUGUAAAAGAACUGAUGAAUGACAUCGAUGAUCCCAAAGAAAGGAAAAUCCUCAGAUAUCUAUCAUUUUUGAACACAUAUGACAUUGACUUUUACGCAAUACCUGUAUCAUGUUUUGAUCCUAUAAUGGAAGUGAGGACCAAGAAGACAGUUCUUAUGCAAACAGGGCUCUACAGAGUGGAAAAAAGACCGAGGGGUUGGGAGACAACACUGGGGUCGUCCAUUAGAGUACUCUUGAAUGAAUCCUCAAAGAGGAUGGUGUAUGGUGCAAAAACAAGCAGCAUACAGAUCAUCAAUUCCUUAUUGUCAAGAGAGAUUCUGGCUACACUGCUUGGUCCAUCUAAGCUUAGUGAUAUUAUUUUGGAACUCCUGGGAUCUGAAAUCUUUGAAUUUGAAAAUGCAAAUACUGACUUUUUGCUUGGCCUCAUAAAUAACCUUGUGAAGAAAAGAGCAACACUAAAAGACAAGCGUGUGGAAAAGUUUUCUCCUCUAAUUCUUGAAAUCAUGCAGAAGGAAGGAGAGGACAAAGCUGCUGAAGUCUUCGUAGAGGUGUUCAAGGUGACAAAUGUUGCUAUGGUUGCACAACAGCUUGCUCGCCUAUACAUACAUUACCGCAACUGGUCUGAAGCUGAAAAAUACGCUGCAAAAGCAACAAAACUCGUUCAGUCCAAUUCCUUUUUGUGGGAUACCUAUGCACAGGUGUUUGAACAGCAACUCAAAUGGAAAGUAGCAAACACAAUCAUUACAAAACAAUGCUUGUUGGAAGUUCUGGAAUUGGUUAAAAAGGCAAUUGAAAUCUUUAAGAAAGAACUGACUAUCAGUGAAACAGAAAAAAAUGCACCAUACAACUACAAUGGCUACUUGGGUGAAGUUCGAGUUGUUAUUAAGCUUUUCAAAGCUUUGGAAAAAUGUCAUGAUCAAGCUGAAGAAAGUGAUUUGCAUGCAUUUCUUGUAGAACCAGAUUUCAUACCUGAGGCAUUUUCCUUUCUUGAUGAAGAACAUGUUGAAUUUGUUAAGGUAUGUGGUAAAACUGCUUCAAUGGUUAUCCAGAAACUUGAAGAUGAACUCCUCCAGUUAAAGGCAGACACCAAACAUGAGUCUCUUCAUACAAACUAUUUCUUCAGUCUCAGUGAUUUGCUUUCAGUCAAGGAAGAAUUGUUUCGUUUUUAUGGGGAAAACACAGAUAAAGUUCCAGACAAUCUGAACCAGGAAGACCAAUGUGAGUUUAGGCGCCGACGUGUACGUCGUCUUGGUGGGACAUCACUACAAGGUCUGUUGACGCUUCGAUUAAAAAACAGUGAUCACAGUUACCUUUUAAGGGUGUAUGAUUUGAUCAUGCAGAAUGUGACAACACAGAACUGUAAUGCCUUUGACCUGACAACAGUUUUGAAUGCACUGGUUGCAAUGUUUAUGUGUGAGGAUGAGUUUGUAAAAACGAUACCCUUUUCAGAAAUCAUUGGCCUAAGUCAGAAGUUGAUAGACCAGAAUCAACCUGACAGACCAAUGUUGGAAUCCUUCCUCUACAUAUUGCUGUUCAAUGUACCAACUCCAUCACGACUAAAACACGGGUAUGACCUGUGUCAGUCUGUUACUAUCAGAGACACAAUGAAACUUUGGAAGGAAGCAUUUUACACCAGAUACCCUAAACAGAAGGAGGAGCAAAAACGCUUCAGGAAAAAAGAUACAACGUUGUUCUUUCUUGGUCGAGGGGAAGGAAUGGAUGAAAUCGUUUAUCAGGGACAAUUGGUUGGAAGUGAAGAUAAAAUGCGAAUAAAUGAUGAUUUUUGGAACACACCGAGGGCCAGGCAAAGACUUCUUAGAUAUGAAGGGACAUUGCUGAUGGAUGGCUGCAAGAUCCUAGCCACCUUUAAGUCACCUGGAGGAAACCAUUAUGAAAUCUAUAUCCCAACGUCACUGCCAAUGAAAAAGAAUAUGUGGCAAAAGAAGGUGUAUUUUGUACUUGGCUUCAGCUGGGUUGGACCAAAGGCCUAUGAUGUCACUUUGGAUGAUCCUUCCAAAGAGGAGAUUUCAUCUGUUGCUUCAACAUCAAACUCUCCACAGCCACAGUUGCAGCACCAUACUGGAAGAGACUAUGGUACCCAAAGACUUCCGAUUAACAGAGGUGGUCAACAUUGGACACGACAAUGGUAUCCACCUCGGGAUGUGACAAGACAUGAGAACACGGCAUCUGGGGUAAGUGGAGGUCCACCCCGGAAUGUGACAAGACAUAAGAACACGGCAUCUGGGGAAAGUGGAGGUCCACCCCGGAAUGUGACAAGACAUGAGAACACGGCAUCUGGGGUAAGUGGAGGUCCACCCCGGAAUGUGACAAGACAUAAGAACACGGCAUCUGGGGAAAGUGGAGGUCCACCUCGAUAUGUGACAAGACAUGAGAACACGGCAUCUGGGGAAAGUGGAGGUCCACCUCGAUAUGUGACAAGACAUGAGAACACGGCAUCUGGGGAAAGUGGAGGUCCACCUCGGAAUGUGACAAGACAUGAGAACACGGCAUCUUGGGAAAGUGGAGGUCCACCUCGAUAUGUGACAAGACAUGAGAACACGGCAUCUGGGGAAAGUGGAGGUCCACCCCGGAAUGUGACAAGACAUGAGAACACGGCAUCUGGGGAAAGUGGAGGUCCACCUCGGAAUGUGACAAGACAUAAGAACACGGCAUCUGGGGAAAGUGGAGGUCCACCCCGGAAUGUGACAAGACAUGAGAACACGGCAUCUUGGGAAAGUGGAGGUCCACCUCGAUAUGUGACAAGACAUGAGAACACGGCAUCUUGGGAAAGUGGAGGUCCACCUCGAUAUGUGACAAGACAUGAGAACAGGGCAUCUGGGGAAAGUGGAGGUCCACCUCGAUAUGUGACAAGACAUGAGAACACGGCAUCUGGGGAAAGUGGAGGUCCACCUCGAUAUGUGACAAGACAUGAGAACACGGCAUCUGGGGAAAGUGGAGGUCCACCUCGAUAUGUGACAAGACAUGAGAACACGGCAUCUGGGGAAAGUGGAGGUCCGCCUCGAUAUGUGACAAGACAUGAGAACACGGCAUCUGGGGAAAGUGGAGGUCCACCCCGGAAUGUGACAAGACAUGAGAACACGGCAUCUGGGGAAAGUGGAGGUCCACCUCGGAAUGUGACAAGACAUGAGAACACGGCAUCUGGGGAAAGUGGAGGUCCACCUCGAUAUGUGACAAGACAUGAGAACACGGCAUCUGGGGAAAGUGGAGGUCCGCCUCGAUAUGUGACAAGACAUGAGAACACGGCAUCUGGGGAAAGUGGAGGUCCGCCUCGAUAUGUGACAAGACAUGAGAACACAGCAUCUGGGGAAAGUGGAGGUCCGCCUCGAUAUGUGACAAGACAUGAGAACACGGCAUCUGGGGAAAGUGGAGGUCCACCUCGGAAUGUGACAAGACAUAAGAACACGGCAUCUGGGGAGAUCUCCCCAAAACAGAGACAACCCGAGAAGCAAACAAGAGAUCAGUAAUGAGCAACACCUGUGGUUUCAGUCUCUCUCUGAUACUGUACAGGAUCACAGUAUUCACCACAAUGUCAUCGUGCUCGGUGUAUGGCUUACUGAGGCCCGGACAGCAUCUCGGCCGGGUAGACUAGUGCUAGAUGGUGUGGUGCGUGCUCCCGCUGUACAGUGGCACACUGUGACCUCAUGUAAACGGCCAUGUGCCAAACCUGACCUGAACUUUCUUCAGUAUAUUUCAAAGUUGAUAUUCAAUGUCUUCUAUUAGCUGAUAUUACCAGAUAGAAAAAAUGUUUGCUGGAGUUGGGUUUCGGCCUAGUGGUUGAUGUCACAGACACUUACGUCAGCAAGUGUUGCUGGGGACAUAUUCUACUCUGGAAUCCCCAUGGCGAUAAGAGGAAUGAGAGAGUGACGGAGAGGAUGAAUGAGGAAGAAAGUGAGGGAGAGAUCUUAAGACAUCACAUUCUUUUCUAUGUGUGGUUUUGCAGCUGCUACUGCUGGGAAAAAGGUUGCUGUAGUGAGUGAUAUUAUAUUGAUUUGAUGUCACUAUAGUUUAUAGAAAUACUGUUGAUUGUUAGAAGUUUGCACUUUAUCUUUUAAGGGUAAGUAAGUGAAUAAAAUGCUUUUCGAUAUUAAUAUAAAUUUUCCAAAAUACAUUUAGUCAAUUUUGGAGAGAGAAAAAUUCAAAAUAUUCAUACAAAUUAUUUAAAUUUCCAUGUGAAAGUCCUGAAAUCACACGCUCUGUAAUUGGCUUCCAAAACAAACCUAUUUUGGGGUGUGGCUUAAAGCUACCGGCGCAGCCGUGACAACUGUUUUUAUUAGGUUUGCCUUGUUUAUUUAUCGUGUGAUUCUCAGCCGUUAUACACACACUGUUUCUGCUAUUUGUGUUAAUCAUAAUAUCAUCAUUGCAUACAUUAUUAAAUGUGUGAAACGACCUUUGAUCUUAACCUUGUGAGUGAUUAAAAUAACAAUUAAUAAUUAGUAACUAGCGUUUUAUCACCAACAUGUUUAGGUAAUAAACCACCAGCUGCCCUCGGGCCUAAUCCUCACGAUAAAUACCUGUCAGGGAUUAGUCAUCUGUGUAGACAACUGAAGGCAUCUUCAGUGUUCUUACUAAGGUGACGACAUAAGUUGUGGAUACCGUAAUCUAAUAUAUGAGCAGACAGAAAAAUAUAAUGUAUUAAAAAGUCCUACUUAGCUAAAACAUUUAGUCCAUGAAAAA